GUCAAGAUUUUUGAGGAGCAGUGGACAGCAAGUGUACACCAAUAUUUUGGCUUUCACAAUGUUGCAGGAAGGCAAUUUAACCAUGAACGAGUCCUGCAAGAUUCAUGAUGGCAUACUUUCACCCUUCUUGCCCAUUGGCUACAUUUUCAUCUUUUGCAUCGGUUUGCUCUUCAACACCGUCACCCUUUACAUAUUUUUUCUUCGGCGGCAUACAGACACUUCCAUGGCCGUAUACAUGCGACACCUCGCCUUGGCAGACACUAUGCUGGUCCUGUGUUUGCCUGUCCGGGUUUACUACCACAACAAAGUAGGUCCUUUCUACUUGUGCAAGGUGGUGGGCAUCUUCUUCUACUUAAACAUGUAUUCCAGCAUGCUGUUCCUCAGCCUCAUCAGUCUGGAUCGCUACUUAAAAAUCAUCAAGCCUGUUUGGGUCUUCAGCAUCCAAAAGACCAAGUGGAGCCACAUGGCAAGCUACAUCGUCUGGGUAGUCCUCAUUUCAGGAAUGAUCCCCUUUUUGACAAACAACAGUCUGAAACAUCCGUGCGACAAAGUUUGCUUCCACUUCCACAGCAAGGGGACUGUCGAUGGGACCAUUAACCUGACAACAAUGGUGCUCUUCAUUGUUUUUUAUGUGGCCUUUCUUUGUUUUUAUGUGAAGAUCACUAAUAAACUCAGGGCUAUGUCCAUGGGUAAUGGUGACCCUAAGGCACAGAGUCGCAAAAAGAGGGUCAUUAUAAAGACUUUCUUGGUACCGUCCAUUUUUACUUUGUGUUUCUUGCCUUACCAUGCAACACGAAUCCCAUACAUUCUGGCUCAGAUGAAUGUGAUCGGGGAUCUUCAUAGCCAACAACUGUUGCACAUCUUAAACGAGAGUACUUUGCUACUGUCUGCUCUAAAUAGUUGCCUGGACCCAAUUGUCUAUUACUUCUUAUCCAGUGUGUACAGGAAAACCAUACUCUGUGCCAUUCAGGCCAAGUUUAAAAACAUGCAUGCUUUAAACAGAAGGAGAAUUAGCAUAAACCGCUCACUUCCUGAAAUUCAGUCUUAACGGGUGACUUUUCCAUUUGUGACUUUCGACGACUACAUGAAUCAGAUUUUGUAGAUUCAACAAAUUGAAAUAGUUAAUUUAGUUUAUUAAGCAGGUCUUGUGUUUCUGUAAAUACUGAAUAUGUAGCUGUAGCAUUUGCACUAGAGCAGUGGUUCUCAAACGGCUUUGCUUUGACCAAGAUUUUGUGGUGGUCCCAAAAAACAGUAACAAAACGGUUUCUCUGAAAUUAAACAUAGAUUUAUGUAUGAAACUGCACAGGCCCAACAUGUACAGUUGUUAACAUCGUAUAAUAAAAUGAGUGUUUGAUUACGUGUUAUUUAAAUGCUUUUAUGUUUUCUGCAGCCACAAAUUAAAAUGAAAUCAUCAUACAGAAUAUUUAGCAGAAAGUUUGUGACAAACUGUAAAUAUGAUGUGUUAUAGAUUACUAGUGUCGACAACUAAUACAAUAGAUGAUGGGAAAUACAGGACUUAAAGUGUGACUAACAGUUUGUCACACUUUAACUCCUGUAAAGUAUAUAUUUCCCAUUUUAUUCAAUUGUCUUAGUUGUCGA
Molecule: messenger RNA, 1599 nt
Organism: Ctenopharyngodon idella (grass carp)
Lineage: Eukaryota; Metazoa; Chordata; Actinopteri; Cypriniformes; Xenocyprididae
Product: probable G-protein coupled receptor 34
Exons: 1
Coding region: 59-1048 (329 amino acids)
Biological process (GO): G protein-coupled receptor signaling pathway
Cellular component (GO): membrane
Molecular function (GO): G protein-coupled receptor activity; oxysterol binding
Source: RefSeq, a predicted model, not a curated record